Brassica napus (rape) is the source of this 2346-nucleotide messenger RNA. RefSeq lists its product as uncharacterized. Gene Ontology annotation, molecular function: RNA-DNA hybrid ribonuclease activity; nucleic acid binding. The transcript has a single exon. The record is from RefSeq and is a predicted model, not a curated record. The coding region runs from base 1 to 2346 and encodes 781 amino acids. Lineage: Eukaryota; Viridiplantae; Streptophyta; Magnoliopsida; Brassicales; Brassicaceae.
AUGGCGGUUAAAAUGGACAUGUCAAAAGCCUAUGACCGCGUAGAAUGGGAUUUCCUUGCUCAAGUGAUGACAAGGUUGGGCUUUCACAGUAGAUGGAUCAACUGGGUAAUGCAGUGUGUCACAACUGUCUCCUAUUCUUUCCUAAUCAAUGACUCAAUAUAUGGAAAGGUGAAACCGCACAGGGGCAUUAGACAAGGGGAUCCAAUCUCGCCAUACCUUUUUAUCUUGAGUGGUGAAGUCCUUUCUGGCCUCUGUAGACACGCAGAACUUGAUGGCUCGAUGAGAGGAGUCCGUGUUGCUAGAGGCAGCCCCCGCGUCAAUCACCUGCUUUUCGCAGAUGAUACAAUGAUGUUCUGCAACUCAACAUCCGAAUGUUGCCUCUCCAUGCUUCAGAUCCUGCAAGAGUAUGAGAAGGUUUCAGGUCAAAUGAUCAAUAUUUCUAAAUCAUCGAUCACAUUCUCUGUCAAAACCCCAGCAGAAACAAAGACCUCAGCUAAAACAAUCCUAGGAAUACAAAAGGAGGGAGGAGUGGGUAAAUAUUUGGGUCUCCCAGAGCACUUUGGGAGAAGAAAAAAGGAUCUGUUUACCUCAAUUGUGGAUAGGAUAAGGCAGAGAGCUUCGAACUGGUCAACCCGUUUCCUAUCACGAGCAGGCAAGCUCACCAUGCUCAAAGCGAUCCUUACAGCGAUCCCUACCUAUGCUAUGUCUUGUUUUCAACUCCCAAAGAAUCUCUGCAACAGAAUUCAAUCAGCCCUCACGCGGUUUUGGUGGGAUGAAUCAACAGACAAGAAAAAAAUGUGUUGGGUGGCCUGGGAAAAACUAACUAAGCCAAAAGCUGUAGGAGGUCUAGGAUUGAGAGACAUCCAACUCUUUAAUCAAGCACUUCUUGCGAAAGUGGCCUGGAGAAUCCUAACCAAUCCUAGCUGUUUGCUUGCUAGAGUGCUUACCGGGAAGUAUUGUCACAAAAGAAGCUUCUUAGAGGCUCAACUCCCAGCGGUCUGCUCACAUGGAUGGAGAAGCAUCCUCCAUGGAAGGGAUCUGCUCCUUGAGAACCUGGGAAAAGCCAUUGGCAAUGGUCAAAACACAAAAAUUUGGAAGGAUUCAUGGAUUUCGAGCAACUCCCAACUCAAGCCAUUCGGCCCAAUUAAUGAAUCAGCUCUAGACUUGAGAGUGUCUGACCUCCUAACAGAUGAUCUACAGUGGAACAAGAUGAGAAUUGACCAACUUCUACCAGAGUUCAGCUCGCAAAUCCAGUGUAUAAAGCCAAGCAAAGAAGGCGCUGAGGACAUCUUUGUCUGGCUCCCCCUGCAAACGGGAGUCUACUCCACCAAAUCAGGGUAUAAUUCUCAAGCGCUACCACCAAUGAUACCCUCUCUCCCGGCUCCAAUCAACGCUCAAUCUAAUCAAGAAUUUAGUUGGAUAAAAGACAUUUGGUCAGUAAAAACAAGCCCAAAGCUUAAAAUUUUUCUUUGGUCAAUCAUCCAAGGAGCUUUACCUAUUGGAGCAGAGCUACAAAGAAGAGGUAUGAUGGCCGCUGGCCACUGCCCUAGGUGCAAGGAGGUAGAAACAUCAAUGCACACCCUCUUUCUAUGCCCCUUCGCAAAAGAAGUCUGGAAACACAUACCGAUCUCGACACCAGUUCACAUAGCUGUUGACACUGACUUUGCAACGGCAUUGGUUCGAUUCAGACAAACUAUCUGCCUCCCCCACACAGGAGUGAGAUCUCCCCUUCUCCCAUGGAUCUGCUGGGCUCUUUGGACGGCGAGGAACAGGCUUAUUUUCGAAGACAAGACAUAUCGCCCUGAGGAGAUAGCAACGAAAGGAGUAUCAGCUGCCUUAGAAUGGGAUCAAGCUCAAGAUGUAGAGAAAGGAAGAAAUGGAACUCACCGGGAACCAAUGAACACCAUGCGUCAGAACCCGACCUCGAAUGGUGAAACCACAUGCUUCGUUGACGCGGCAUGGGAUGUCUCCACGAAUCGAGCUGGAAUCGCUUGGUGCAUAUACAGAGACCGAUCGCCCACGAACCUAUCAGGAUCCCAGACAGUCGAUUCUGUCUCUUCCCCACUCAUGGCCGAAGCAAUUGCGAUCCGUAACGGGAUCGAGAGGAUGAUCCAAUCAGACAUCCGCUCAACAACAAUCUUCUCGGACUGCUCAACACUCAUCAGAGCAAUCGUCAGCAAAAGCCAGAUUACAGAGAUCUAUGGUGUCCUACAGGAUAUCCAUCAUCUCUCAUCGCUGUUUGCUUCUAUCAACUUUCAGUUCAUCUCCCGUUCCCAGAACGGAGAAGCUGACUUUCUAGCAAAACGGGCCCUUAAGGCCCAUAAUCCUUCUGCUUCUGUUGUUUAG